AUGACCGACGUAGACGAAGAUGUGAACAUUGUGGACGAUCUUGACGACAAUGACGCCUUCCAGCCCUCUCACCGGGCAUCCGCUUCCCAUGCACCUCAGCGCACUCUCCCCGUCCGUGCAUCAAGGGCAACACGGAGACAGAGCACUCCUCCUUACGUAGAACCCUCUGAAGGCCGCACAACGAGAUCUACGCACAGAGGUCCAAAGGUCCAGCCGAAGCUCAAGCUCAAGCUCAGCGACAAGGCAGCGGCCCAAGCUCCUGGAAUGUCCUUCCUAGGAGCAUAUGACCGAGAGCUCGACUCUGACGACGAAGACCUCGUAUUUGAGGAGCAGCUCAUCCUCCGCAUGCCGCCUGGAGACGAUUGCGAGAAGCUGAAGAAGAUGGUGCAGACGAGAGAGAUUAGCGAGGAUGUUUGGUUUAAGUUCAAGGACUCACGAAGAGCCGUGUUUCACAUAGGAAAUACCACAUAUCCAGCCAAGCUGGUUGACCUUCCAUGUGUCCUCGAGUCCCAAAAGACCUUAGAUAAUAAGCAAAUGUUCAAAGUAGCUGAUAUAUGCCAGAUGCUCGUUGUUGAGCCGAGGCAGAACGAAGACGGCACACAGAACCGGAGUAGUUUUAACGUUGACGAGUUCAUUUGGCCACAUGGCAUCACUCCUCCCCUCAAACACGUUCGCAAACGCCGUUUCCGGAAGCGUGCAAACCGCCGGACUAUUGAGACCGUAGAACAAGAAGUUGAACGGCUGCUGGAAGCCGACGCCCUUGCGGACGAAGUCAAAUAUGCCAUUCUCGAGAACGUAAACCCAGAUCUCUCCGACUCUGAGUUCAUCGAAUACGGAGAAACCGCACUCGACGCCCCUACACCUGGUGCCUUCGACGCACCAACCCCCGCGACCCCUGCAGAAGGGGAUGACGAUGACGAUGAUAUGCAUAUCGCUGGGGGUGCUCUGAAAGACGACGAUGAAGAGGCAGAGGGUGACAUCGACGAGGAACUUGCCGCCGAGCUCGACUUAGCAUUGGAAGGAGGCGGAGAGGCUGACGACGACGAAGAAGAAGACGAAGAUGACGAUGACGACAGCGAUGACGACGACGACAGCGACGACGACGACGACGAGACGGCACAGAUGCGCAAGCUUCUCAACGAAGAGAUUCGGGAUCUGGAGGCCGCUGUGAACAAGAAGCGUCAUGAGGUCGGGAGCUCGGCCAACCCGCUGAUCAAGCGUCGCUUCGAGGAUGCUCUGAAGAAGCUGCAAGCGGACCUAGACACGAAGAUGGCGCAACGCGACGAGCUGAAAGAGAAAGUCCGGUUGAAGCGGGAAGGUGGGGGUGCAGAGACCGCCGCCAACGGCAACGGGGACGAUGGAGAAGACGACGACGGUGAGGAUGCUCUCUUUGGAGAUGACCCGGACCCUAUGCAAAUCGGCUAG
This is a messenger RNA of Epithele typhae, 1425 nucleotides long. RefSeq names its product TAFII55 protein conserved region-domain-containing protein. Bases 1 to 1425 code for a protein of 474 amino acids. Gene Ontology annotation, molecular function: RNA polymerase II general transcription initiation factor activity. The record is from RefSeq and is a predicted model, not a curated record. Gene Ontology annotation, biological process: transcription initiation at RNA polymerase II promoter; RNA polymerase II preinitiation complex assembly. Lineage: Eukaryota; Fungi; Basidiomycota; Agaricomycetes; Polyporales; Epitheliaceae. The transcript is spliced from 5 exons. Gene Ontology annotation, cellular component: transcription factor TFIID complex.